UCUUGGACUCUCUCCUCCGACACAGCAUUCUUUCACUAUCCCUGACUCAGAACUCAACACCAUCCAUCGGCAACUCCCUCCCCAGGGAUCUAUUGCAGACUUACAGCUUGGACCUUCCCCCCUCAUCCCUGAUACUGUCAAUAUCAUGUCGGCCACAAAAGCCGCCAGAAUAGGAGAAGAGAUAUGGAAGACGAAGGUUGACAAGGUGAAUGCGGAACUGGUCACUCUGACAUACGGCACUAUUGUCGCGCAGCUCUGCAACGACUAUGACCAUGACUACAUCGAGGUCAACCGGCAACUAGACAAGAUGGGAUAUAAUAUCGGAAUGCGCCUGAUUGAAGAUUUUCUCGCAAAGUCGAGCGUGGGGAGAUGUUCAAAUUUUAAAGAGACCGCAGAUAUGAUUUCCAAGGUUGGCUUCAAAAUAUUUUUGAACAUCACGCCUACUGUGACGAAUUGGACUAGCGAUAAUAAGCAGUUUUCUCUGGUUUUUGAUGAGAAUCCACUUGCGGACUUUGUGGAGCUACCGGAUGAUGGACGGGCACAGGAUGAACUAUGGUAUUCAAACAUUCUAUGCGGCGUGCUAAGAGGCGCAUUGGAGAUGGUACAAAUGCAGGUAGAGGCACAUUUUGUGAGUGAUGUUCUACGCGGAAACGAUACGACAGAGAUGCGGGUCUCGCUGGUGAGGUACCUUGAGGACGAAAUGCCGCCUGACGAUGAGUGAUGUUGAAAAAAGAAAAAGAAACAGAGAAAAAAAAAAAGGAAAAAAAAAGGAAAAAAAAAAAAAAAAAAGACAAAAUAAAGCAAUGGUGAAGAUUUCCCCUGUUGAAUUAUACUGCGAACUGGAUCGCGAUCAGAUUGUGCAUGGAGUUUUUGGGGGCCGUGAUUUUCUUUUCUGCCAGCAUGUUCCUCUUAGGCGCCCAUUGUCCCCCCGUUGAUCUAAUUUGAGGAUGUCCUCCCCUGGAAAGUAAAUCUCGCGAAGCCUGGUCCCCGAACCUAGCCGCCUGAUGUCGCCUAGAGCCAGCGCGGGGUGCUGUUCUGCAACACACGCACUCCUCCUCCGGCUGCGAUCAACGGUCGCCGGGAAAGAAAAAGACAGAGAGAGAAAAAAAGAGAUAGAAAGAGAGCCCUUUUCUUUCUUAAGGAGCGAGCGACAGAGGCACGUGACCUGUCAUGUCGGUUUCCCGACCAAUCAGCGCGGGCGGUCGGGCAUCUCUCUCGCAGAUGAUUUUCCGUUACAAAGAGGGAAAAAAAAAGAAAAAGUCAGAAAUCCAUCAAGAAGCCCAUCAAAACUUCCCCCCGCCUCUAGUCAGGCGGUUCUUCCAAUCCACCGCAAGGGAUGAGGUUGCACAAGCAAAGAACUGUGAGAAGAAAUCAAUUGUCUGGCAACUUCACCAAUGACGCAGCGUACUGAGAUUAAGCAUAAUAACCUCCAUGCUCAAGCAAUGAGAUUAUCGCCAUCCGUACGGGAGUGUACCUAACAUACAUGCUCAUACAUGCACGGAAGCCGGAGUGGGUGUCCAGUGGAGGUAAUGGCGUUACCAGUGCACCGUAUUGUGAAAUCAUGCAAGUCUUGGCCGUGUAUCAACCGGUUUGACCUGAGUAAGGGACCCUUUUUUUCAACCCCAACUCUCUCUCUGUGUGUGUUUGGUGUUCUCUCCCACCCCACAGCGAGGACAGCUACACCGGCCAACAUUGUAGAUACAGCAGGCAUCGGCAGCCCUGUAGACUGAAGCCGGAGAGGGUGCCUUCACCAUAGAGGAUGGC
Messenger RNA from Coccidioides immitis RS, 1764 nucleotides. RefSeq names its product BET3 family protein. NCBI's taxonomy places the organism in Eukaryota, Fungi, Ascomycota, Eurotiomycetes, Onygenales, Onygenaceae. Gene Ontology annotation, biological process: endoplasmic reticulum to Golgi vesicle-mediated transport; intra-Golgi vesicle-mediated transport. The transcript is spliced from 5 exons. Gene Ontology annotation, cellular component: cis-Golgi network membrane; cytosol; TRAPP complex. The coding region runs from base 146 to 721 and encodes 191 amino acids. The record is from RefSeq and is a predicted model, not a curated record.